CACUUGAAGUUGGUACACCAUUAAAUGAUUGGACUAACAUUAAAUAUCAAGCCAAUAUUUGUUUGAAUGGACUAUCCAAAUUAAGCAUCAACAAACACCAAUUAAUAGGAGAAAAGGUUUCACCAGAAGGAACUUUGGGAGCUAUAAGAGAACUAAAAAAAAUUUUAAGCAGGCCUAAAAAUGAAGAAUUUGAAAUAUAUUUAUUUGAUGAUCCUAUUGACAGCACCAGUUCAGACAAUAUUGAUGAUCUAAUUAGAUUCAUGAAUAAAGGAAUUCCAAAAAGAAAAAAUUCAGAAAGAGAUAUAGAUAUUUUCAUGUUUAGCAUGGACUGGCAUUUAAUUGUUAAAAAAUCAAUGGCAAUUUAUAAAUUGAUGAUUGAUAGAGCAGAAAAAGAAAAGUUUUCUGAAAAUAAAAUUUUAAUAAUUGAGCAUGAAGAACAAACUACACCAAAAAAACUCAAGACCACUAACAAUGUUAAAGCUUAA
Molecule: messenger RNA, 485 nt
Organism: Entrophospora candida
Lineage: Eukaryota; Fungi; Glomeromycota; Glomeromycetes; Entrophosporales; Entrophosporaceae
Source: the annotation of a GenBank genome assembly